AUGAGUCUUUUAAAUGAGGAUGAGCGAUCCAGAACCGCCGAGACUAGCGGGCUUUUGCCUGACGACUCUCUGGCGUCAAGGUUGUCUGGCGCUCAUGACAGGCCUGACUCCCCAGACGGGGCUUUGAGGGAAGGCGUUGCUGGAUUGGCUGGAAAUCAUGAUGAUGAUGAUGAGGGAUCCGAGUAUGAGCUCAUGAAUGACCCCAAUCUCCCAGACGAAGAUGAGGAUCUUGGGUCAGAUGUGGAGGAGGGUUUGCUGAGCGGUGCGGUCAAGAACCGGGGCGAGGAGGAGGAAAACUCGCCAUACCCCGAAGUCCGGGCCGCAGUCAAGAAUUAUGACGAGGAAAUGCCUUGCAACACGGUCCGGGCCUGGUCAAUUGGCAUGUUCCUGGUCAUUUUCGGCGCUUCCAUGAACACCCUAUUUUCUCUGCGGCGGCCCUCUAUUUCGAUCGGCCCCCUGAUCGCCCAAAUCGUCGCUUGGCCUCUGGGCCAUGGAUGGGCCAAAUAUUUCCCCAAUGUGAAGAUCCCCCUGGGCAAGACAACGUGCAUCGAGCUCAAUCCAGGGCCAUUCAAUGUCAAGGAACACGCCAUUAUUGUCGUCAUGGCCAGUGUGUCGUUUUCUGUUGCAUAUGCGACCGAUAUCAUUCUCGCACAGGUCCACUUCUACAAGCAGGAUUUCGGCCUGAUUUUCCAGCUGAUUCUCACGAUAUCUACUCAAUCUUUGGGCUAUGGUAUCGCUGGAAUGUUGAGGAAAUUCCUUGUCUACCCGUCUUCCAUGAUCUGGCCAGGAAACCUGGUCGGAGUUACUCUUCUUAAUGCCAUGCAUGAGGUGAAUGAGAAGCCAGACCCCACGGUUAUUGGAGGCAAAAUGCCCCGAUUCCGAUGGUUUGGCCUUAUGGUUUUGUGCUCCGCCGUCUACUAUUUCAUCCCUGGUUUCCUCGCCAAGUUUCUCAGUGUGUUCGCCGUUGCUACGUGGAUGGCACCCAACAAUGUGAUGGUAAACCAGCUCUUUGGUGGGCACUCCGGAUUGUCGCUGAUUCCCAUCACUUUCGACUGGAGUCAAAUUGCUGGCUACCAUGGCUCUCCUCUUAUCCCCCCGUGGCAUGCGAUUGCAAACACGCUGAUUGGCGUCGUCGUCUUUUACUGUUUCGGUGCUGCUUUCCUACACUUCAAUGGGGCAUGGUAUGGCAAGUAUCUGCCAAUGAGCGAUUCCACCACUUACGACAACACGGGUCAUGCCUACAACACCACUCGAAUUCUGACUCCUCAAUUCACCCUCAACGAAACGGAGUAUGAGAAGUACUCCCCAUUGUUCAUCAGCACCACGUUUGCCUUGUCAUACGGACUGUCAUUCGCUGCCAUCUCAUCUCUCAUUGUCUACACCAUCCUCCACAAUGGCAAGAGGAUCAUGUCGCAGUACAAGAGCAGCUCGAGUGAAAAGCCCGAUAUUCACAUGAAGCUUAUGCGCAAGUACAAGGAGGCCCCUACCUGGUGGUACAUGUCUCUUUUUGUUCUUAUGCUUGGUCUGGGAUUCUUCGCCGUGCUCGCGUAUCCGACCAAUCUCACCUGGUGGGCUUUCCUGCUCGCCGUGGUUAUUUCCUUCACAUUUGCUCUGCCAAUUGGCAUCAUCGAGGCCAUCACAAAUAAACGCAUUGGCCUCAAUGUUUUGACCGAAUUUAUCUACGGUUACAUCCAGCCUGGCAGGCCCCUUGCCCUAAUGAUCUUUAAGACUUUUGGAUAUAUCACAAUGUCUCAGAGUCUCCAUUUUAUUUCAGACCUCAAGUUCGGGCACUACAUGAAGAUCCCUCCCAGAACUAUGUUCAUGUGUCAGGUCGUAGCUACUACGUUCAGCUGUUUCAUCCAGAUCACAGUCCUCAAUUUCGCUCUUCACCACAUUGAGGAUGUCUGCGAAAUCCACCAGGCCAACAACUUUACCUGCCCCGGUGGGCGAGUGUUCUUCGCCGCCUCCGUGAUCUGGGGUCUGAUCGGCCCUGACCGCAUGUUCUCACCGGGCCGCAUCUACUCAGGCCUUUUCGUAUUUUUCAUCAUGGGGGCUAUAUUGCCCGUGAUUAUCUACUUUUCGAUAAAGAAGUGGCCCAAGUCGUGGGUCAGGUUUCUGAUGGCACCGCUGAUCUUUGGAGGUGCAGGCGCCAUCCCACCAGCGACGCCUCUCAAUUACCUCUCUUGGGGCAUUGUUGGAUUUAUCUUCCAGUUUUGGAUUAAGAAGAGACAUUUUGGCUGGUGGAGCCGGCUGAACUUCCUCACUUCGUCCGGCCUAGACCUGGGUCUCGCAUUAGCGACUAUGGUGAUCUUCUUCGCGUUCACACUGAACCACAUCAAGCCGCCAAAUUGGUGGGGAAACAAUGUUGUCACAGGCACCCUGGACUUCAAGCGCACGGCCAUCCAAGAGCAUGUCAAGCCGGGCGAAAUUUUUGGCCCUACUAAAUGGGCAUGA
Messenger RNA from Clonostachys rhizophaga, 2454 nucleotides. NCBI's taxonomy places the organism in Eukaryota, Fungi, Ascomycota, Sordariomycetes, Hypocreales, Bionectriaceae. The record is from the annotation of a GenBank genome assembly.